Molecule: messenger RNA, 5768 nt
Organism: Delphinapterus leucas (beluga whale)
Lineage: Eukaryota; Metazoa; Chordata; Mammalia; Artiodactyla; Monodontidae
Source: RefSeq, a predicted model, not a curated record
GACCAUCAGAUACCAUCUGAGCCAAUCCCCACAUUUUACUGUGGAGGACAUUUAAGCUCAGAGAGGUUAAACUGACUUCCCAAAGACACACAGCUGACGUAUGGCUGAUUUGCAACCAGGACUGACCUAUCCCCAAUUGCUGACCUGCCCACCUUUACAAAGCCUUGUUCUCCAGAGCAGAGGUGCUGGGUCAAGCUGACUUGGGUUUGAAUCGGUUUAGCUCUUGGAUUUGCUAGUUGAGUGUGACCCUGGGCCCCAGUGACAGGUCCUGUCCUGUGAAAAAAUAUUGCCUGGGUAUUAAUUCAGAGGUACAGACACCAAGGUGCUGCAUGGCAAGUAUCUUGAGAAGUUAAGUCCCUGAGAUAGAACUGAGGGCGGAGGAGAGCUGGGAGGCUCCUUAACCUCCUUCUAUAGGAAGGAGGCUGUGAAGAGGGAAGACCUCUGCAGUGGAGACCUUCCUGGGGUUUUUGCUUUCUCAGCCUCUGGGCCUGAGUGUCCAGUGGAACUGUGCUUUCCUUCUGCCUGUAGAAGUGCACUUUACUCCGGGAUCUGCGGGGACGAUGGGUGCAUUUGUGGGCCUUCUCUAAUGCUGUUUGCACCUGACUGAGUGUAGACACCUGCCAUCUAAUGGAGAUGGUGUUAGGACUCACCUCAAAAGGCUUUUAUGAGAACGAAAAGAGGUAAUGUAUCAAACCGAGUAGUUGGCACACAUCAGCCACUUAAAAGUUGUGCACAACUGUUGUUACUCAGCUAGAACACAACAAUGGAUUUGACCUUGAUAUUGUUCAAGAUCUUGACCGUUGUUUGACUCAGACAAAUUUCCCUUCAUAGAGUGUAUUACUUAAAAAUAAUGGCUUUGGUGAAAACACUAGACAGCAGAAAAAAGUUGAUAAAUUACUUCUUAUUUAGGAAUCCGAUCUAGUUGGGACUGGCUCUUCUUCCCUAAAGGGACAAGGAAUGUAGUUGUGUCUUACUUUUUUCAAGCUUUGUCUUUACGUUGGAAGACCUAAGAAUCUAGCUCCUAAUCCAUUACUUAAUAAAAAGCGUCAAUGAGCAAAUUAUCAGACUGCUUUGAGCCUCCGUUUCCUCCUCUUUAAAAUGAGGUUGAUAAUAAUACUACUCACAAGAUGGUUGUGGAGCUUAAGUGAAAGAAAGUGUACACAAAGAGGCAAAAACAUGGUCAGAGAUGAACUCUGAAGAGUGGAAAUCUUCAGGAGAUUAUGUUACCUCUUUUCCAGUUUUCAUCUUGCUGCUACAAAAGGACACGUGGAAUGCCUCAGGGUCAUGGUUACGCAUGGCGUGGAUGUGACGGCCCAAGAUACUGCCGGACACAGUGCUUUGCACCUUGCAGCUAAGAACAGCCACCAUGAAUGCAUCAGGAAGCUCCUUCAGUCGAAAUGCCCAGCCGAAAGUAUCGACAGCUCUGGGAAAACAGCUUUACAUUAUGCAGCGGCACAGGGCUGCCUUCAAGCUGUGCAGGUUCUUUGUGAGCACAAAAGCCCCAUAAACCUCAAGGAUUUGGAUGGGAAUAUACCACUGCUUCUUGCAGUACAAAAUGGCCACAGUGAGGUCUGUCGCUUUCUCCUGGAUCAUGGAGCAGAUGUAAAUUCCAGAGACAAAAAUGGAAGAACUGCUCUCAUGCUGGCUUGUGAGAUUGGCAGCUCUAACAUUGUGGAAGCCUUAAUUAAAAAGGGGGCAGACCUAAACCUUGUAGAUUCUCUUGGACACAAUGCCUUACAUUAUUCCAAACUCUCAGAAAAUGCAGGAAUUCAAAGCCUUCUAUUAUCAAAAAUCUCUCAGGAUGCUGAUUUAAAGACACCAACAAAACCAAAGCAGCAUGAUCAAGUCUCUAAAAUAAGCUCAGAGAGAAGUGGAACUCCAAAAAAACGCAAAGCUCCACCACCUCCUAUCAGUCCUACCCAGUUGAGUGAUGUGUCUUCCCCAAGAUCAAUAACUUCAACACCACUUUCAGGAAAGGAAUCAGUAUUUUUUGCUGAACCACCCUUCAAGCAGGCUGAGAUCAGUUCUAUACGGGAAAACAAAGACAGACUAAGUGACAGUACUACGGGCGCUGAUAGCUUAUUGGAUAUAAGUUCUGAAGCUGACCAACAAGAUCUUCUGGUCCUACUGCAGGCCAAAGUUGCUUCUCUUACCUUACACAAUAAGGAAUUACAAGAUAAAUUACAGGCCAGAACACCCAGGGAGGCAGAAGCAGACCUGAGCUUUGACUUUUACCAUUCUGCUGAAACUGACCUGGCCCCAUCCCUGGGCAAACCUAGUGAAACCCCUCCUCCAGACUCCAAACCAUCUCCAUCUGUCUUAACACAUUCCUUGAGUAAAUCCACUAUCGACAGCGAUGUCAGAAUCCAGCAACUACAGGAGAUUUUACACGACUUGCAGAAGAAAUUGGAGAGCUCUGAAGCAGAGAGGAAAGAGCUGCAGGCCGAGCUCCAGGCCAGAAGGACAGAGUCGGUGUGCUUAAACAACUCGGAGAUUUCAGAGAACGGCUCCGACCUCAGCCAGAAACUUAAGGAAACUCAGAGCAAGUACGAGGAAGCUAUGAAAGAAGUUCUGAGUGUGCAGAAGCAGAUGAAACUAGGCCUGGUCUCACCGGAAGGCAUGGAUACUGACUCAGGCCUCCGUGAGCUGAGGAUCACAGAGGAGGAAAUAGAUGUGCUAAAGCGGGAUCUCCAGAACGCACUGGAAGAAAGUGAACGAAAUAAAGAGAGAGUGAGAGAGAUGGAGGAAAAGCUUGUAGAGAGGGAGAAAGGGGUGGUUAUGAAGCCACCUGGGGAAGAGUACGAGGAAAUGAAAAGCUCAUAUUGCUCGGUGAUUGAGAAUAUGAACAAGGAGAAGGCAUUUUUGUUUGAGAAAUACCAAGAGGCCCAAGAAGAAAUCAUGAAAUUAAAAGAUACACUGAAAAAUCAGACGACCCAGGAGGCGGGUGAUGAAGCUGGGGACAUGAAAGAGGCCAUGAACAGGAUGAUAGAUGAACUCAACAAGCAGGUGAGUGAGCUGUCCCAGCUAUACAAAGAGGCCCAGGCCGAGCUGGAGGAUUACAGGAAGAGGAAAUCUCUAGAAGACGUCACAGCUGAAUAUAUCCAUAAAGCAGAGCACGAGAAGCUGAUGCAAGUGACCAGCAUCUCCAGAGCGAAGGCUGAAGAGGCACUGUGUGAAAUGAAGUCGCAGUAUUCCAAAGUGCUGAGUGAGCUGACCGAGCUCAAACAGUUGGUAGACGCACAGAAAGAGAACUCUGUCUCCAUGACGGAGCAUGUGCAAGUGAUAACCACGCUGCGGACCACUGCCAAAGAGAUGGAGGAGAAAAUAGGCAGUCUUAAAGAGCACCUUGCGAGCAAGGAAGGGGAGGUGGCAAAGCUGGAGAAACAACUCCUAGAGGAGAAGGCAGCCGUGACCGACGCGAUGGUGCCCAGGUCUGCCUAUGAGAAGCUCCAGUCGUCUUUGGAAAGCGAAGUGAGUGUGUUGGCCUCAAAAUUAAAGGAUUCCAUGAAAGAGAAAGAGAAGGCCCAUUCAGAGGUUGCCCAGAUUAGAAGUGAGGUCUCACAAAUGAAAAGGGAAAGGGAAAACAUUCAGACUCUCUUGAAAUCCAAAGAGCAAGAAGUAAAUGAACUUCUGCAAAAAUGCCAGGACGCUCAGGAAGAGCUUGCAGAAAUGAAGAGAGAUUCUGAAAGCUCUUCAAAACUGGAAGAGGAUAAAGACAAGAAGAUAAACGAGAUGUCGAAGGAAGUCGCCAAGUUGAAGGAGGCCCUGAACAGCCUCUCGCAGCUCUCCUACGCCACGAGCUCGUCCAAGAGGCAGAGCCAGCAGCUGGAGGCGCUGCAGCAGCAGCUGGCUGAGUGCAAGAAACAACACCAGGAAGUGAUAUCAGUUUACAGAAUGCACCUUCUGUACGCUGUGCAGGGCCAGAUGGAUGAAGAUGUCCAAAAAGUACUGAAGCAAAUCCUCACCAUGUGUAAGAACCAGUCCCAGAAGAAGUAAAGUGGAUUCCUUGGCAGGACACUGGCCCCUUGUUGUCCACCUUGUGUUAGAUCCGGAGUUGCUGGCAACCACUGCCAUUGUUCUCAUUCGUGGUAUCACUGUGACCCUUGUAAUAGAGCUUCUUCCCUUUCCAGAGGCUUCUUUCUGAGGAUGGGUCCCAGGAGAAGACUGUCCUCCUCAGAACCGCUUAGAAACUUCGAAGCAGCAGAGGUGAAAGAUGCUGUCAUCCCUUCUGAUUCCAGAGCUGGGAUCGUCCACGCUGGUGGCAGGCAUCCUCCUUGGUACCUGCCCAGCUGAGGGACUUCAUCACUGAGUGACACAUCGAUGCUCCACGCAGCCGUGCUUCCGUGCCUACACUCAGGCUGUGCCGUUCAGCACAGCAGUGUUCUUUUUGCCUUUGGUUUCCUAUCCCCCAAACAUGACUUAAUUUCUAACCAAAUUAGUAUGGCACUAGUUAUGAGCUGCAUGCUUUAGACCCUUUAUCGUGGUAUCUUGUGGAUUUAAAAAUGCUAAUUCCAUCUUUUUCUUCCCCAUCUGCCUUAUAUUUCUCACCACCCCGCUUAUCAAUCUUAUAGUUUGAUGAGCACUGUUAACUUAGAUAUGAAGUUUUAAAACAAAAGCAAAUUGCCCUUAAAAGUUCUUUUUAAGUAAACCGCUGACAUAUUGCAAAUUUUCUAUGCAAACUUGCCUCCUGCUGUUUCUUAUGCACGAAGCUCAGGAAAUCCAAACAUUUGUGUUCAACAAGGGAUAGUAAAUUGCGUGUUUACAGCCAAAAGAAAUGCCUCAUCAUUUUUAACCUCAAUUUUUUAAAAGUGUUUUUUUUCCUCUGCAAUAUUUUUAUUGGCUCUUAAAGAUGUUUUCAUAUCUAAAUCCCUAAGUAAGUGAAAUUUACAUUAGACUGUAUCAGCAAAAUAUUUUCUAGGUAAUCAUGUUUAAGACUUUAAAAAGUAUAUAACUUUUUCCUCCGGGUUUUCAGCUAGAGCAGGAGGUGGCUCUGUAUUCCAAACUCAAAAUGAGCUGCCACCAACACCCCUAGACUUCCUGCCAUCGUGUUCUCAGAACUGUAGCACGUCUCUGAAUAUAGUAAAUUCUCUUUUACCCACUGAAUAUUUUUGAAUGCCCCAACUCUACCAGCACCUGUAAAUUAUCUCUAGAAGGGCUGUUAGUACCAACGAGUUUUUCAACUUUGAAGCAAAAAAUCCUGGUAAACAUUAUGGUGCCUAGCUGAGGUCUUGGGAGAAAACAUUCCUGUUCACUUUACUUUCAGGUUAACUUGCUUGCAGCUUCCCUUACAGCCUUGAUCUUAUUGAGAGAUGUAAACUGAAUUACGGAAAUCUCUAAAGUAUAGAACUGAAAGCAUAGGCCGGCUCCGACAGGGCCGCCUGGGCUCAGAGGCCACUUGGUAGCACUGUGUUGGAUGAGGACCAACGACAGCGAAGCAACACCGGCUUUCGAGCCUGGUGUUACCUUUCUUAAGUUGUUUAUAGUUCGGCAAUUUCGAACACCCUCCAAAGAAAACUGUGAAAGGACUUUCUGUCACAGCACUUAAGAAAACACAAAACCAUCCCCCUCCCAGCUCCACACAGAAAUGCUGCAGAGUUGUAAAACUUGAGACAUUUUGUAGGACGCCUGACAAAGUGUAGCCUUUUAUCUUGUUUCAGGAUGCAUAUUUAUUACAAGUACUCUGGUUAAAUAUUGAAAAGUUACAUGCUGUAGUUUAGCAUUUUGCCUUUGUAAUUUACAGAAAGUAUUGCAGAAAAUAAACUUUUGUU